AUGUCUUCCGCCAAAGAGCGACGUACCUCUAACCAGCUAACGAUUCCAACUAUCACCACUUCCCAGAGCACCCCACAGACACCAAGGGAACAGAAGAAAAAGAAGAUACUGUUUAAGUGCGCUCUAACGAACACCAUAUCCGAUGUGCUCACUAAUCGAGAAGGAUGGGCGCAGACACAAGGAGACGAUUGGCAAUUCUUCUGGGUCACUCGAGAAUGGAUGACUACUUGUUACGAUAAGCACAAGUUCUCCGAGAAGCAAUUAAUUUGUCACUUCCGAAAUGAUUUUGAGCUCACAAGAAAAGAUUUUCUGAUCAAGAACUACAAAAAGGCUAGAAAAGCCAAGGAAAAAUCCGGGGUCGAUGUGGCGACGGAAUUCAACUUCAUCCCUUCCAGCUAUGUCUUACCUGCCGAGUAUCACCUAUUUGUGGAGGAGUUUCGAAAAUAUCCAACUGACACAAUUUGGAUUAUGAAGCCAGUGGCUGGCGCGCAGGGAAAGGGUAUUUUUCUGUUUCGCAAGUUGAAGCAUGUUCAAGAAUGGAAGAAGAAGGACUCGAGUGGGUCGGAGGCGCUUCCCUAUGUAGUUCAAAGCUAUAUACAUAAUCCGUAUUUGGUGGGUGGCAAGAAGUUCGAUGUGAGGAUUUAUGUGCUGGUUACUUCGUUCCGUCCAAUGAACGCUUGGGUUCAUCGAGAGGGUUUCGCUCGAUUCUCACAUUCCAGAUAUUCCACGGAGAGUGUGGAUGAUGCAUUCGUUCAUCUCACCAACGUAGCAGUUGCCAAAACUGCAGCUGACUAUGAUCCUGAAAGAGGUCUUAAAUGGAGUCUUCCAAAGUUGUUUCGGUUUUUUAAGUCAAUGCAUGGCCAGUCGAAAGUCUCAAAAACGAUGAAUGAUUUGGCGAAAGUGAUCAUCGAAAGUCUGAAAAGCGUGCAAAACUUGAUCAUACAGGACACCCACUGCUUCGAACUCUACGGCUACGACAUCCUCUUUGAUGAAAAUCUGAAGCCAUGGCUGUUAGAGGUGAACGCCAGUCCAUCACUUACCGCAUCGUCUCAGGAAGAUUUCGAACUCAAGUAUCGAGUUCUUAAUCAUAUGAUUGAUGUUUUGGAUAUUGAGAAAAAACUUCUGGGAAACGAGAACCAAAUCGGUGGAUUUGACAUUUUGGUGCGGAAUAGCAAGCCUGUGGAAUUAUGCAAAGUGGCAAGACAUGCUCAGCCGUUUUUCGGAGCGCAGUUGAAUUUGAGAUUGGGUGAUUACGUCGAACCCACACCGAUGCCGUGA
Messenger RNA from Caenorhabditis briggsae, 1278 nucleotides. RefSeq names its product Protein CBR-TTLL-9 (gene Cbr-ttll-9). The coding region runs from base 1 to 1278 and encodes 425 amino acids. NCBI's taxonomy places the organism in Eukaryota, Metazoa, Nematoda, Chromadorea, Rhabditida, Rhabditidae. Gene Ontology annotation, cellular component: cilium. The transcript has 8 exons. Gene Ontology annotation, biological process: microtubule cytoskeleton organization; protein polyglutamylation. Gene Ontology annotation, molecular function: ATP binding; tubulin binding; tubulin-glutamic acid ligase activity. The record is from RefSeq and is a predicted model, not a curated record.